Messenger RNA from Gloeophyllum trabeum ATCC 11539, 621 nucleotides. RefSeq lists its product as uncharacterized. NCBI's taxonomy places the organism in Eukaryota, Fungi, Basidiomycota, Agaricomycetes, Gloeophyllales, Gloeophyllaceae. The record is from RefSeq and is a predicted model, not a curated record. Bases 1 to 621 code for a protein of 206 amino acids. The transcript has 2 exons.
AUGGCCUCCAGCACCAGCUCGCAGCCCCGACGCACUGCAAGAGCCGAACACCUGUCCGGCCGUACCACCACGUCGGGAAAGCAGCCGGUGGACACAGGCAACAAUGCCCCACCGAAGUCCCGGGUCGAGCGGCAGGUGCCACCCACUUUCAACACGACCAUAUUCCACGAGUCCCGAGACUCAACCGCAAGCUUAAACCCAUUUCACAACCCGGACAAGGAUAAGUUUACACUCCCCAAGGAAGAAAGGGCGCGCCCAGCGUUCGAUUGGUCGAGCGCGCCAUCGACGAGCAGCAGCGAACAGAGCGCGCUGCACCAGCUGAUGCGCGACCCCGCGAGCCUCGCCAAGAUCGCGAGAGCAUACCGCGUGCUGAAAGCCCGCAAACAGCAGGAGGACGAGGAAGCCGCCGCGUGCGCGCUGUCCGAGGACGACCGCCGGAGCCUGGAGGAGACGUUCAGCUGCAGGCUGUCUGAGCUCUCGAUCGCGGACGCGGGAUAUGUGGGCCCGAGGGUGUCGGUGGCGGAGUCGGUGGCGUCGGAUGAUACGGUCACCCAGGACGAUUAUGUUGCGGGGCAUGAUUUGAGCGAUUUCUAUUUUGAUGCGAAGUUAGGCGGGGCGUAG